This is a messenger RNA of Kogia breviceps (pygmy sperm whale), 1394 nucleotides long. RefSeq names its product PDZ and LIM domain 3 (gene PDLIM3). NCBI's taxonomy places the organism in Eukaryota, Metazoa, Chordata, Mammalia, Artiodactyla, Physeteridae. Gene Ontology annotation, molecular function: muscle alpha-actinin binding; actin binding. The record is from RefSeq and is a predicted model, not a curated record. Gene Ontology annotation, cellular component: filamentous actin; adherens junction; stress fiber. Gene Ontology annotation, biological process: muscle structure development; actin cytoskeleton organization; heart development.
CGAGGACGCUGCCCCAGGAGCAGAGUGGGCUGUUCCGCUCGGGGACACUUGCUGCGCCCCCGCCCCCGGAAGGCCGUGCCAGGCGGCACCAUGCCCCAAAACGUGGUCCUGCCGGGCCCUGCGCCCUGGGGCUUCAGACUCUCGGGGGGCAUAGACUUCAACCAGCCUUUGAUCAUCACCAGGAUUACUCCAGGAAGCAAGGCGGCAGCUGCCAACCUGUGUCCUGGAGAUGUCAUCCUGGCUAUUGAUGGCUUCGGUACUGAGUCCAUGACUCACGCUGAUGCACAGGACAGGAUUAAAGCAGCAGCACACCAGCUGUGUCUCAAAAUUGACAGGGCGGAAACUCGCUUAUGGUCUCCACAGGUAACUGAAGAUGGAAAGGCUCAUCCUUUCAAAAUCAACUUAGAAUCAGAACCACAGGAUGUGUACUACUUUGAACACAAGCACAAUAUUCGGCCCAAACCUUUCAUAAUCCCAGGCCAAAGCAGUGGAUGCAGUACUCCGUCCGGUAUUGACGGUGGCAGUGGACGUAGCACCCCUUCUUCUGUCAGUACUCUUGGUACUAUUUGCCCAGGUGACUUGAAAGUUGCGGCUAAGAUGGCCCCUAACAUUCCUUUGGAAAUGGAACUUCCGGGUGUGAAGAUUAUACAUGCUCAGUUUAAUACACCUAUGCAGUUGUACUCAGAUGACAAUAUUAUGGAAACACUUCAGGGUCAGGUUUCAACAGCUCUAGGGGAAACACCCUCAACGAGUGAACCCACGGCCUCCCCGGUGCCCCCCCAGUCGGAUGUGUACCGGAUGCUCCACGACAAUCGGAGUGAACCUGCGCAGCCUCGCCAGUCAGGCUCCUUCAGGGCGCUCCAGGAACUAGUGAAUGACGAUGACCGUCCUGCUGGAACACGGAGUGUGAGAGCUCCAGUUACGAAAGUCCACGGCGGUGCUGGCAGCACCCAGAAGAUGCCACUCUGUGACAAAUGUGGGAGUGGCAUUGUCGGUGCGGUUGUGAAGGCGAGGGACAAGCAUCGGCAUCCAGAGUGCUUCGUGUGCGCUGACUGUAACCUCAACCUCAAACAAAAGGGCUACUUCUUCGUGGAGGGGGAGCUGUACUGCGAGGCCCACGCGCGCGCCCGCAUGCGGCCCCCAGAGGGCUACGACUCAGUCACUCUUUAUCCCAAAGCUUAAGUCUCCGGCAGACGGCACAUGCACUCACCCUGGCGCACCCUCACGGGCAGACGUUGACGGCUUGGGGCAGAAGUAGAGCAAAGGGCUGACUCCAAAUCUAGAACCAAGCUUUUGACACUUAUCUCAUUGUAUCCUCGGGAGAAGGAAUGGGAGGCAGAUGCCCGCUCUAACAGAAACAUACAUUCAACUGUACUUCUCUUUGGGGCUAGCAA